Scedosporium apiospermum is the source of this 1002-nucleotide messenger RNA. RefSeq lists its product as uncharacterized. Gene Ontology annotation, biological process: deadenylation-dependent decapping of nuclear-transcribed mRNA. Gene Ontology annotation, molecular function: hydrolase activity; RNA 7-methylguanosine cap binding. The record is from RefSeq and is a predicted model, not a curated record. Gene Ontology annotation, cellular component: P-body; nucleus. Bases 1 to 1002 code for a protein of 333 amino acids. Lineage: Eukaryota; Fungi; Ascomycota; Sordariomycetes; Microascales; Microascaceae. The transcript has 2 exons.
AUGGUCGAGAGCAAAGCCGCCGCAGAGGCGCUCAUUCCCAAAUUCAAGCUCGUCAGGGCACUCAACCAAGACCAGGCUGGAAGAAGAAUCUCUCUCCUUGGCGAAAUCGACUCGCAGCCCGCCCUCCUCAUCCUCGAGAGGGCACCGUGGCCAACGGACGAAGAGUAUCUCGGCUCCGUUCCCGGAACGCUAGCUCGCCUGGCUAACCUAGGAGCUAAUGACAUUUACCACUGGUACAUGGCCGCCAACGGCGCCGGCCUCACAGCAAAGCCGCAAGACUCGGGGAGCUUCUUUGCCGACAUGAAGCUUAACCUCAUCUACCCCUGCACGGAGGCGCACAUCAAAAAGUACAGCAAACAAGGCGUGCGCUUCGUCACCGAAACGCCCGAGAUCUACAGGGACCACGUGAGACCAUACAUGCAGAGCAAGCGCGAACAGGGUCGACUAAACUGGGCUUACAACAUUAUCGAGGGACGCAAAGAGGUCGAGGACGUUAUAUACAGGACGGAAUUAGGCAAAGCCGGCGACGAGGGUUUCCUACUCUUGCCGGACCUGAACUGGGACCGCAAGACGCUCGAGGCACUGCACUUGCUGGCGCUGGUGGAGCGUCGCGACAUCUGGAGCCUGAGGGACCUAAGGAAGAAGCACAUCCCCUGGCUGGAGCACAUGAAGGAGAAAGUGGUGGCGGCGACGGUGAAAACGUAUCCUUCCAUCGACGCGGAUCAGCUGAAGCUAUACGUCCACUAUCAGCCGACCUAUUACCAUUUCCAUAUCCACAUCGUACACGUGGCGCUCGAGGCUGGAGCCACACAGGCGACGGGGAAGGCGGUGGGGCUGGAGAGCAUCAUCGAGACGCUCAAGGUCAUGGGUGCGGACGACGAGGAGGCUGGGAUGGACUCUGUCGCUAUGAGUUAUACGGUGGGAGAGGCGAGCGAGCUGUGGGAGCAGGUGUUUGGGCCGCUCAAGCAGAAGAAGACGAAGACUGGUAUAGAUCCUCGAUAG